Molecule: messenger RNA, 4768 nt
Organism: Nothobranchius furzeri (turquoise killifish)
Lineage: Eukaryota; Metazoa; Chordata; Actinopteri; Cyprinodontiformes; Nothobranchiidae
Gene: kcnh4a
Product: potassium voltage-gated channel, subfamily H (eag-related), member 4a
Biological process (GO): potassium ion transmembrane transport; regulation of membrane potential
Cellular component (GO): plasma membrane
Molecular function (GO): voltage-gated potassium channel activity
Source: RefSeq, a predicted model, not a curated record
UUGAGUGAAGAUGGAAGCAAAAGGAGUGAGAAAGAGAAUUUAAGUCAUUUCUAAUAACUUCUCUGGGGAGUGAAAAAAGCAGAUAAGAAAAAGCGACAGCAGGAGGUGUGUAAUGAAUUCACAGUGUAGGGAAGGGAGGAAUGGAUCGUGUUCUUGAAUCAGAGAGGGAGGGGGCUCGGAGAUGGCAGGAACCAUGGUUGGUGGAGUUAGGCUGACAGAGCCCUUACUGUAGCUGGCUUUAACGAACAGGGAUGCGCAACUGAACCUGACAAUUUCUGACGCAACAAGACAGAGCGGCUUCACAUCUGAGUUGUCCUCGCUCCAAAGGACAUUUUCUACAACAAUCUAUGUGCUAAAUUUGUUUUUUGUAGAUUCGAAUUUACAAUCUGCAGAAAACAUUCAGACAAGAUCAAGGCGAGACACUUUCUCUCUUUAAGGUGGCUCUAAAGGAAUGGUGACAAACUACCAGAAACUCAUAAAUCCUUUUCAAAAUGCCAGUGAUGAAGGGCCUACUUGCUCCACAAAACACCUUCUUGGACAGCAUCGCAAACCACUUUGAUGGAACCCACAGUAACUUUCUCCUGGGAAAUGCUCAGGGUCGCUACGGUUACCCAGUUGUCUACUGCUCUGAUGGCUUUUGCGAACUGACUGGCUUUUUCCGGACUGAGGUGAUGCAGAAAACCUGCACCUGCGGCUUUCUUCAUGGGGUUGAAACCAGCGACAGUGUGAUGCAGCAGGUCCACAAAGCUCUGGAGGUUCAGCAGGAGUAUCAGGGAGAAGUGUGCUUUUAUAGGAAGAAUGGAAAUCAAUUUUGGUGUCUCCUGGAUAUCGUCCCAAUUAAAAAUGAGAAGGGUGAGGUGGUGUUGUUCCUGUUAUCCUUUAAAGAUGUCAGUGAAUCAUACGGGAAAAGACAUCACCACAUCCAAGAAGAAGCAGAGGUGUCCAAAGCUGCGAAAGAAAGUAGAAAAAUCAGCAGAUCGUAUUUUGCUCGAAUUCGAGAAACGAGCGGGACUUUUCUGCACCGUCUGUUCUCCAAGAGGAGCAACAGGAAACUAAAUGAUAGUAUGUUCCAGAAACCCUCUCCACCCGAGUACAAAGUGGGAUCAGUAAAGAAGUCACGUUUCAUCUUGCUGCACUACAGCGUCUCCAAGGCCUUGUGGGACUGGUUAAUCCUACUGGCGACCUUCUACGUGGCUGUCACUGUGCCUUUUAACGUCUGCUUUGUCAGUCACAACGAAGGCGGCGAUCAUUCACUUAUCAGCCGUAGCACCAUAUGGAGUGACAUAGCAGUGGAGAUGCUCUUCAUGCUCGAUAUUAUCCUGAAUUUCCGCACCACCUAUGUGAGCCAGUCAGGUCAGGUGGUGUAUGACGCCCGGUCCAUUUACCUUCAUUACUGCACCACAUGGUUCUUUGUGGAUCUGAUUGCAGCAUUGCCCUUUGACCUUCUCUAUGCAUUUAACAUCACAGUGACCUCACUAGUGCACCUGUUGAAGACGAUUCGCCUGCUACGUUUGCUUCGCCUCAUGCAGAAACUGGAUCGUUACUCCCAGUACAGCGCAGUGGUCCUCACCCUGCUCAUGUCUGUGUUUGCUCUCCUGGCUCACUGGAUGGCUUGUGUGUGGUACGUUAUUGGACGUGAGGAGAUAGAAAGCAGUGACCCUGUGACCUGGGACAUAGGCUGGCUGCAAGAAUUAGGAAAGCGUCUGGAGAUGCCGUAUGUUAACAGCACCAAGGGUGGACCCUCCAUGCCCAGUGCCUACAUUUCCUCCCUUUACUUCACUCUCAGCAGCCUUACAAGUGUUGGUUUUGGCAAUGUGUGUGCCAAUACAGAUGCUGAGAAAGUCUUCUCCAUCUGUAUCAUGCUUAUUGGUGCCUUGAUGCAUGCAGUGGUCUUCGGCAACGUAACGGCCAUCAUCCAGCGUAUGUACUCACGACGCUCACUCUAUCACACCCGCAUGAAGGAUCUAAAGGACUUCAUCCGUGUGCAUAGACUACCUCAGCAGCUAAAGCAGAGGAUGUUGGAGUACUUUCAAGCCACCUGGUCAGUCAACAAUGGCAUCAAUGCCAAUGAGCUGUUGCACGACUUCCCAGAUGAACUGCGAGCAGACAUUGCCAUGCAUCUGAACAAAGACAUUCUGCAACUGCCUGUGUUUGAGCGAGCAAGCAGAGGGUGUCUGCGUUCCCUAUCCCUACUCAUCAAGACUUCCUUCUGUGCUCCAGGAGAAUACCUCAUUCGCCAUGGAGAUGCUCUGCAUGCAAAUUAUUUUGUGUGUUCUGGCUCCCUUGAGGUUCUGAAAGAUGGGAUGGUCCAAGCUAUUCUUGGAAAAGGUGACCUCAUAGGCGCCGACCUUCCAGAGCAGGAGCAGGUGAUCAAGACGAAUGCAGAUGUGAAGGCUCUGACUUACUGUGACUUGCAGCACAUCAGUGUCAAGGCUCUGAGGGAGGUCCUCCGACUGUAUCCUGAGUACGGCAGUCGGUUCAGCUCUGACAUCCACCACAACCUGACCUACAACCUUAGAGAGGGCAGCGAGGCUGAUGGUCGUGUUUCUGUGGACCACAAGCUACCAUAUGUUAUUGAGGCAAAUGAUCCAGAGCAAGCAGACGGGACGAACUUCUCCUGGCAGAGGAGUUUUCCUCUGCUUCAAGCCUUGAGCAGCCCUGUCCAUCAGUCCCGCCGCAGCACAUUGGGGGAGGAGCUGCAACACCCUGAAUCACUUCUCCGCUGCCGCUCACCUGCUCCGGGCAGCAGGGGUCGCAGCCCAUCUCCUCAUCCUUUCAACAAGAAUGAGCUCUCUCCGUCUCCUCUGCUCAGUUUCAAUAAUGACUCAGACUUUAUUCAUCGACCUUCUAAAUUACUGAUUCCAGCCCUGCCUUGUGCUAGUCCCCUGAAUCUGAGCCCUAGAGUGGUGGAUGGAAUCGAGGACAAUAGUCACACAUUUCAGUACAAUGUAGAGCAGGGUGAGAUCAAGACUGAUAUACAAGGCCAGCAGGUGAGCGCUGACCUGCUUCUUGAGACAGAAGAAGUGAGACAGAACAUCAGUAAACUCAACAAGGAGGUGAACAGUUUACAUGAAGAUGUGUCUAACAUGUCCAAAGAGCUCCAUGAUGUAAUGCAUUGCCUCCAGUCUCAUAUGACCACGCUGAAUCACAUGUCUUCUACAUCCUGCAGCAACUGGCAGCAUCAUGCUCCUUUGAAUCCAUUAAGUGAAUUGCACCUCCACCAUGAAACUAUAAGUCACCCUGCAAGAAGCAUGUGCAGCUGCAGCAGGUUGCCUUUACACGGCAGAGGCUCUACCUUGCUACACACGUCAAGCUCUGCAUGUUUAAACCUAUGCUGUUCAAACAGAGAAGGACUUACUGCUAACAAGCUUCAGAGUACCUGUCAGACUCCUGGACUAAAUCCAAGCUCCCCUUAUAGGAUCCACGAUUCUACCCAGGGCGGUCCUUCUCUCCUGGGUAUCAGUUCAGACUUCACUAGUUUCCCAAUAAAUUGUGGUCACUCCUAUCCAUCAGUCAGUGUUCACAUCAACUCUGAUGUUGAACCAAAUUCGACCAAACAGCAGACACCAAUUCAUUCCUCCAUCCCUUCAGGCCAGCCUCAGUAUCACACCGCCUUCCGCUCUCUGUCACCCUCAGGAGUUUUCACUUCACUGUCCACAUUACAUGAAAAGAGCCAACAGAGUUCUGUGAGACUAAAUGAACCAAUAGGAUCUAGCCCAGUUCACCACCCACAGGAGAGUGUGGGCUGUCUGCUGGAGCAGCUGUCAGACAGAGACUGUGGCGAUCCACUCCACCCUGAGAGAAAAGACAACUUUGAAUGUGAUUAAUGAAUUUAAAUGGAGCUCUUGUGUUGCAACAUUGCAAACAUCAUGUUAUUGUACUACUGCAUGGAAAUUAUAUGUGAAAGCUUUUGUAUAUGUCUUUCUUGAUGAAGGUCUAUUACUCUGCUGAUUCGAGAUAAGCAUGUCGUCAUGUUUUCUUUGUAAUGAGAUUUGAGCUUUUUGGCUCACAUUUUGAACCAAACUUGAGCAAUCUAGAUCAGUACUUUUCAAGCAUUCAGCACAAUUUUCAUUUUAAUAUUAAUCACAAGAAAUACAAACACAUUUACUUGCUUAAUUUAUCAGAUAAAGGUAUGGUGUCGCCCCCAGGUGGUUAUACAAAAGAAUGCACGCCUUACAUCUGAUUAAAACACACACCAAAAUAGUGAACAAUCUUGGAGAUAUUGUAAACUGUGGUUAAAAUGUAUAGCACAAUAAAGUGUUUCAUGGUUCUCAUCCAAUAUAUGCUUUAUGCUAUUAGACAAGUGUAGGUUUUAGUCUCCUUAUUUAAAUUUAAUGAACCAUAAAAACAUAACUUAUUUAAACUCUGAACAUGCAGAAUUAUGGGAACUACAGUCAUCAUUAGCAACGUUUACAUGUGCCAAAUUUCCCCAAUCCAAUUAAAUAUGUGCAUGCAAACAUGGCUAUUGAUCAAAGAGCAUUUAUUUGCCGAGUCAUGCUGGGAAGGGAUGGUAAAUGGUCUGGAUUUGUAUAGCAUCUUUUAGGAAGCUCUACAGGGUUCUGCUUUGGCAGUGAGUGAUGUCACUGAUCAGCCCCAAAAAGCACCCAAAGUAAUAUUAAUAAUAUUAAAAGCAUUUAUUUAAUAGAAGUAUGUCAUAAUUUAAUCCAUUCAGAAGACAAGAGCAGCUCUGAGUUUUGUGAGACAAACCCUGUUAAUUAAGUCUGUGGGGGAAUUCCGAGUUUUCUGGUGUCGGGAGUUAUCUAAAUGU